Impatiens glandulifera is the source of this 2181-nucleotide messenger RNA. RefSeq lists its product as uncharacterized. NCBI's taxonomy places the organism in Eukaryota, Viridiplantae, Streptophyta, Magnoliopsida, Ericales, Balsaminaceae. The record is from RefSeq and is a predicted model, not a curated record. The coding region runs from base 97 to 2067 and encodes 656 amino acids. The transcript is spliced from 4 exons.
CAAAAAGAAGCUGGCCCCAUUCUCUCUCUCUAGGGAAUAGGCAUUUUCAUCAUCUUGAAUCUUGAUUCACUUAAAAUCUCUUCUUCUUUCUUAAAAAUGUCGAUCGAUUGUAGUAUGGGCAGUUCAAAGUUCUUAUCUUGGUCGAUGUUCAAGACCCACAUUGAUCAAGGGUUCUUACUAGAACCCAUUUACAAAAUCAUUAUUACUUUUGCCAAUUUAUUUCUUCUUCUUCUUGGAUUUCUCGUUAAACUCAUCAUCAGAUUCUUGGUAGAUCAAAAUGAUUUGGGUUAUUCUGUUGAUUUGGAUCCUGGUGGGUUUAGUAAGACAGAGAGUUUUCGCUAUUUCUUUGAGUUUCAGUUGCAUGAACAAAAACAAGAACAACAAGAAGAAGAUGAUGAAGAGGUUGUUUUCAUGGAGACUAGAAAUGAAAUUUUUGACAUCUUGGAAAAGCCUGAAAACAUGGAUUUUGAUGUUCUUACAAUUUCUUGUAAUGAGGCACAAUUUCCAGCUUCCCAUGGAAAUGAAACAAAUGAACAAGAUUUAAUUCCUACGUUUGAUGAAGACAGUGAUUUGGAUUUUCUCGAGAAAAUCUCGGAUUUGGUGGGGAUGGAAGAUAUUAACAAAGAAAAAACAGAGAAAAAGGAAGAACUUGGCCAAACUGACCAAGAAAUUAGUAUGGAGGGAUUAUUGGAUGAUGAUGAUGAAGAAGAAGAAACAUCAUGUGGACAGGAUCAUAACCCAUUUCAGAAAUGGGAAGAAGAAGAAGAAGAAAAAUCAUGUGGACAAGAUCAGAACCCAUUUGAGAAAUGGGAAAUGGAAAUCAAAGAAGAUGUUUUUGAAGAAGAACAAUCAUGUGGACAAGAUGAAAACCAAAACCCAUUUCAGAAAUGGGAAUUUGAAGUUGAGAAUGAAGUUUUUGAAGAAGAAGAAGAAGACAUUUUAAUGGAGCACAAAGAAUUGAUUGAGCAGAUGAAAAUGGAGGGUAAGAAUGGUAGAGGUGGGGGGCUUCCCACAAUCAUGGAAGAUAUGGAGAUUCCUCUGAAAGUUGAUGAUGAUUUUAAGCCAUUGAAAUUUGAAAAGAAGAAAUUACAGUACAAAGAUCAUAUGGAAGAGAUUCAUAAGGUUUAUAGAAGCUACUUGGAGAAGAUGAAGAAACUUGAUAUUUUCAAUUACCAAACUGUCCAAGCUAUCAGUUUUCUUAGAAUGAAGGAUCCCUCCCGCCAUAUUUUACCAUAUUUGAAAUCAUCAUCAUCAACAGCUUUCACAAUUAAAUCCCUAAUCAGUCCUAGCCGUUGGCCAUUCAAGCUACAAAGAAUCUAUUCUGAUCCAACCAUAAAAUCAAUGGCCAAACUUAACCGUGACCUUGAAACAGUUUACGUUAGCCAGACAUGUCUUUCAUGGGAAAUCCUUAAAUGGCAGUAUCAAAAAGCCAACAACAAUCUUUUGAACAUCGACAUCGACAACCACAAAACUUACAAUCAAUCAGCCUGCGAGUUUCAACAGUUUCAAGUUCUCCUCCAAAGGUUUUUGGAGAAUGAACCUUUUCAAGGCCCGAGAAUUCAAUACUAUGCUAGACAAAGUUCUUCCAUUCGUGCCAUUCUACAUGUUCCUUUAAUCAAAGAGGAUUGUUUGAAUGAGAAGAUGAAACAUAGUGGAGGAGAAUGUAGUAGGGUAUGUAUUGGAAAGUUAAUCGAUAUCAUGGAGGAAACAAUGCGUGUUUUCUGGGAAUUCAUUAGAACAGAUAAGGAUAUGAACUUGAAUCAUGAUCAAAGCCGAGUUGAGUUGAACAAUACACUUCAGAAGAAGAACAGGAGAUUGAGGGAUAUAGUGAGGAGCAGGAAAUGUAUAGUGAAGAAGUUUCAAAAGCAGAAAUGUUUAGAAGGAAGAUUAGUUGAUUGUAUUCAGCUUUCAGCGCAGGUCGAGUUGAAGAUGGUGGGAAGGGUUCUAGCCAUGUCUAAUGGAUUAACUAUUGAUCAAUUGGCUUGGUGUCAAAAGAAGCUGAAUAAGGUUAAUUUUAUCAAUGGAAAGAUUCAUUUAGAACCCACAUUUUGGUUAUUUCCUGCUUAGAACAUAACCUGUAUUAUGGGUUGCAGUUGUAUAUAUUAACUCACUGCAGUAGCUUUACAUUUCCUCUUUUUCUUUAAUGAAGUCUUUGAAGGAAAUGGUUGGUUGGGUUACUUA